AUGAGCACGCCGCCGGGUCUCAAGAAGCCUAAGAUGGAGAGAGAAGAAGAAUCCAACGGCGAAGCUGACAAUGAGAACGGCGAAGAGAAGCUCAUGUGGGAGGAGAGAGAAGAAGCACUUGUGGCUCUGAUCGAGCAUCGUACCAAAGAAGUCGAACAUCUCCGCCAACGUUUGUCCUACUACAAAUCUCAGUUGCAUAAUCCUUCUGACCUGUCAGCAGUAGUGGAGUGGUUGAGAUUUGCCCAUGAGUGGUCUCCUAUGCAAAGAGACACAUGGAAUUUGUUUCAAUUGUUGCUGUUUUGGUAUCAUGGCCAGAUGCGGAUAAGAUGUGUUAAUAGAGAGCAUAAUGGAAAUAAUAUCCUCUCUUUCUAUAGAUGA
Molecule: messenger RNA, 378 nt
Organism: Ilex paraguariensis (yerba mate)
Lineage: Eukaryota; Viridiplantae; Streptophyta; Magnoliopsida; Aquifoliales; Aquifoliaceae
Source: the annotation of a GenBank genome assembly